This is a messenger RNA of Toxotes jaculatrix (banded archerfish), 6570 nucleotides long. Its product is annotated as pituitary adenylate cyclase-activating polypeptide type I receptor-like. Gene Ontology annotation, molecular function: peptide hormone binding; vasoactive intestinal polypeptide receptor activity; G protein-coupled peptide receptor activity. The record is from RefSeq and is a predicted model, not a curated record. Gene Ontology annotation, cellular component: plasma membrane; neuron projection. Lineage: Eukaryota; Metazoa; Chordata; Actinopteri; Toxotidae. The transcript is spliced from 17 exons. Gene Ontology annotation, biological process: adenylate cyclase-modulating G protein-coupled receptor signaling pathway; cell surface receptor signaling pathway. Bases 859 to 2193 code for a protein of 444 amino acids.
CCAAAAUGAAGUUUUGUUCCCAUUAUUCGCCUCUCAUGAAUAUUACUGUGGUUAAAAUGGAAAUGAUGUGCUCUCUGCGCACUGACAACUGUCCCUCUAGGAGUGGGUGAAAUCCUUGAUGACGGCUCUGUGGCCCCCGGAGCGUUAAUGGCAGGUCGUUUUGGCCCCUCUCAGACAGUUUGCUCCUGUCAAACACUGUUUCACCCUGACGGUUACAGCUCCUGCUGCACUGGGACCCUCCAUCACAAGCCACAGGCCUGUCAGAGAAUUUCCCCACACAGCAGCAGAUCUUGUUUCCUCCACUGGACUCCCCUUCCUUUAUUUAUUUGUUACUUUUAUACUCUCUCUAUUUUAUUCCUGAGUUCUGAUUAUUACAUGCUUGUACUGUACUUGGAACAUAAGCACUUGCAUGCAGACCUGACUCUCUUUCUCCUUGUUUGACAUCUUUCAGUCAACCUAAAGGUCAGCUUUGAUUAUGAAGGAGGGAAGUGGAAGAAGUACCAGUACAGCAAUUCAGAGCAAAAAUUCUCUAUGAAGUGUCCAAGCAGAACAAAAGAAGUUAAUUUUCAAGCACAACAGAAUCUAUGUAGCUUCCAAGCUGCGAUGUGAUGAGGGAGCUCAGCAUCUGACAGCCCUCACCGAAAACCACCAGCUGGAGUGACAACAAGAAGAGAGGAGGAGGGCCCUUGAUGCUGAAGUGUGGUGACGCUGAGGGGAGCAAUUUCAGUGCAUCCCUGUGAAAACACACGCACACACACACACACGCGCACACACACGCGCGCACACACACACACACACACACCCAGACAGACACACACAUCGUGGAGCCUUUUGGAUACAAGUGCUUCACAGGAGACAAUGAGAGGCUUCCUGCUGACUGCAAUCUUUCUGCUGCCCCUGGUGGCCUCACAGUCUGACCACUGUAUAAUCAAGCGUGAACAUGAGAAAUGCAUGGAGAGGAUCGCGCUGCACAACCCCAGCGAUGACCUUGAAUUAGUGUGCCCGUGGAUGUGGGACAACCUGACCUGCUGGCAGGCAGCCAGUGUUGGUGAGGUUGUGGUGGUCAACUGUCCAGAGCUCUUCCACGACUUCAUGGGUCCUGAGGAUGAAAUGGGAAAGGUCAGUCGUAACUGUACCGAGGACGGCUGGUCUGACCCUUUUCCUCACUAUGUGGAUGUCUGCUUCUUCUACGACAACUCCCCCGUACCUGACAUGUACUAUGCGUCGGUCAAGGCCCUGUACACUGUUGGCUACAGCACAUCGCUGGUGUCUCUGACUACAGCUAUGGUUAUUCUGUGCAGAUUCAGGAAGCUCCACUGCACCAGAAACUUCAUUCAUAUGAAUCUGUUUGUGUCCUUCAUCCUGAGAGCCAUCUCAGUCUUCAUCAAGGAUGGUGUGCUGUACGCUCAGGAAGACAGCGACCACUGCUUCGUACACACAGUAGCGUGUAAAGCAGUGAUGGUUUUCUUCCAUUACUGUGUCAUGUCCAACUAUUUCUGGCUGUUCAUUGAAGGCCUGUAUCUCUUCACUUUACUGGUGGAGACAUUCUUUCCUGAGAGACGAUACUUCUACUGGUACACCAUAGUAGGAUGGGGAACUCCCACCAUUUGUGUGACUGUCUGGGCAGUUCUCAGGCUUCAUUUUCAUGACACUGGAUGCUGGGAUACAAAUGAGAACACUGCCCUCUGGUGGGUGAUCAAAGGACCAGUUGUAGCAUCUAUAAUGAUCAAUUUUGUCCUUUUCAUUGGAAUUAUCAUUAUCCUCGUCCAGAAGCUGCAGUCCCCUGAUAUCGGAGGGAACGAAUCAAGCAUUUACCUGCGUCUGGCGCGCUCCACCCUCCUGCUCAUCCCUCUGUUUGGUAUUCACUACACUGUGUUCGCCUUCUCACCUGAAGAUGUCAGCAAGAGGGAGAGGCUGGUUUUUGAACUGGGACUGGGAUCCUUCCAGGGCUUUGUGGUAGCUGUUCUCUACUGUUUCCUCAAUGGAGAGGUGCAGUCGGAGAUCAAGAGGAAAUGGCGCAGCUGGACGGUGAACCGGUACUUUGCUGUGGACCUGAAACAGCAGAGGCACCCUUCGUUGGCCAGCAGCGGAGUGAAUGGCGGGACUCAGCUGUCGAUCCUCAGCAAGAGCAGCUCCCAGAUACGUAUGUCCAGCCCGCUGGCGGAGAAUGCCAACAUCAGCCUCCCUACCUGAGCGUCUGAUUGGCCGGAGUCAACUUCAAGGUGCCGUUCCACUAACAUACAUCCAGACCAACCAGAACAGACCAAAGUGGCCCCUCACACCUCUUACAUUUUGUAGUUUGGCCUUUAGAAAAUGAGGUAUUUCUGAAAGCAUUUACUGGAGAUUCAUUAGAGGUGCAUAGCUGGCUUUCCUACUUUAGAAUUUAAUGUGGUUAUACAAUAUAAUUGUAUUUAUUUGACAAUUUUAGUGGUGCAGUUGAUGCUGUGGGUUGCAAACUUUUAUGAUUAAUCAUGCACUUAAUAGUUUUACAAACAACUCAAAUUCUACUCCAUCAAUAAAUAUUAGGAAUUCCCUUUCUGCCAAUAUUUUCAUGUUAAAUUCAGCCCCUUUUGCUGUUUUAUUUAUGAAUAGUAUAACAUAAUAACAUAGGGUUUGGGCCAAAAGAAACACUACAAGUUGUUAAAAAAAAAAAAAAGAUCAAAAGUUAAGUAUCCAGUGUAGGGGUCAUAUUUGGCUGUUGGUGUAAAGUAAAUGUGCUUCAAAGUGCCAUACAGGUUGCCUGACUGGAUCUGAUCUCAUAACAGUCCAAAGUUAAAUAUCAACCAAACUUUCGCCUUGCUUGUAUAAAUGCUCAUUGUUUAAAUGUUUCAUCUUGAAUUUAAGCAUUUUUCUACAAUCAGCCAUAAGUACAGAGUAUGUCAAAAGAAAUAUAUUAAAAAAAACAACAGCAACAACUCAUGGACUUUGUAAAUAGUUACUUUUGGUGUCUAGAUCAGAGUUUCUUUCUUUUGCAUAACACAGUAUUGUAAUGACCUUUUCAAACAAAAGGAACUGGAGCCCAAAUCUGUAGACUUCAUCACAUAUCCCGAAGACCCAGAUGACCCUGCCCACUCUAUACAGAACUAUUUGUUUGUAUUAAAUAAUAAAAACAAAAUCCACACAUAACAGGAACAUAGUGCCAAAAUGAAUGAGUGUUGAAUAGUAGUGUCUCCCAACCUGGGAGUCAAAAGAUGAAUUAAAUUAGGAAAGAACAUUUUUCUGCUCCAUAAGGAAAGUUAUGUUUGAUUUUUUUCUUGUAAAAUAUUGGAUAGUUUCACCUCUUCAGGCCUCUAAAAAUAUUCAAGUUAACAAGCUGAGAACUUAAAAUCAAUUCUUUCCUUGAAGUACUUACAGAAGUUUGUGACUUUUGAUGAGAGGCCAUGAAUUCACUUUGUACUGUUUUAAAGGGUCACAAAUCAAAAAGGUUGCAAACCCCUGCUGUGGAGGAUUUGACUGUAAAUGGAUUAAUAUAAUGAUGUAUUUAAAGAAAAAGAAAAAUACACUGAAAAUAUACACUCUGAGCUGAUUGAUACUCACAAUCAGUGUCACUGCAGAGAUGUUUGGCUGCACUGCAGUAGUUUCCUCCAGUUGGGUUUCCCUUAAACAGACUUUGCAGACUGUGAACAUAAACAGUACAUGUGCCAUUUAGUGGACGCUUUUAUCCAAAGCUCCUCAUCGUGCCAUGGGUUUAUAUGUGCAGUAUUUUAUUGUAGGUAGUGAUAAUCAGACCCUCAACAUGCUCUUGAAGCGUGUCAUAUCUUCAUUUUAAAUUCUGACAUGAAUCAUCUCCUACACUCAUUUUCCAAAGUGCCUAGUCAGUCAUACAUAGCUAUCACUUUUAUUUACAGUACAAUAAACAGAUAAGUUAAAAGUGUAGUAAGAGUCAAUUCCUGCAAAGAAUGUACAGACUUUUAUUGUGGAUGACUUUGCAAAAUUAUGCUUUUAUUUCAUUGAGCGCAACAAAAAAAGACAAUAUUUUGCUCAUUUAUUCAUAAAAAUCUUCUUCUACAUAAUUGCUGCUUUGUUGGCCUUUUGGGCACCGCUAUAAUCCAUUCAAGAUGACUGCAGGUCCGUUUCAAUUCAGCACUGACUUCAAACACAUAAACAGGUUCAAAACAGAAACAAUACAUGUUGUAACAGUCAACACAAAAUGCUUUAAUGUGACAGCUCCUGACAAUCGCAGUGUUGCCCAUUUUUCUUUUUUCUGUCUUUUUCUUUGUGCACAAGCUAACAAACAAUAAUUUAAUAAGAUGAAAUGUGAAAUGAUGUGUACAGUAGGAUUUUUCCACCAUAUUUAUUUUUUAUAUUUUGUACUGUCAUCUGAGUGGAUAAAAAGAAUGUAGUAACUUUAAACGAUGAAUUGGUGAUAUUGUUGAACAUAUAGGGAUGUAUAUUUAUUUUCCAUAAACCAGUGCCAUGAGAAAUGAGUCAGUGUACAGUAUACAUGCUUUUCUCUGUGCAAUAGUUGUCGUGCGAUUUCAUAACACUGAUGUUGACUUUCUUGGUCAAAGUGCCAUAAAUGUAGUGCCAUAAGUGGUGACAGUGGGAGAUGCGUGGCACGAUGUCUUCUUAGUGAUUUCAAAGAAAACAAAAACACUUGACAGAAAUUGCUGUCCAAAGCUGCAGAGAGAUAACAUAGAUAUAUAACCUGAAAGAUAAAACAUAAACACGACUGAGGAGAGGCAUCAGUUUAAGGCAUCUGCUUGGCUGCUUUUGGACAAAACGGUGAGUGAGUUUGAGACAAGAUAUUAUCAAGGAAACUAGAAGUAGAAAAGAUGGAAAGACAGAAAAGAUUUUAUUUAAUUAAGGUUUUAGAAGAUGGAUCAUCUGCAACAGAUAAAACACAAAGUGUGUACAGGGGUGAAAUAAAAACCACUCUGCUGCUGCUUACGUGUUCUAUCACCAGCCGUCACUCUGAGUCUGAAUCAGCUCAGAUGGAAACGACCAUGUCUCAAAGCUGUUAUUGUCUGUGGAAAAAAAAGAAAAGUAGAAAACUCUUUACUUGACCACGUCUGUGCUGUAUAUUUGCUUACCACAAGGUGGCAGCAAAGUGUUAGAAUUUUAGCUUGACAGUUCAGUAGAAAGGGGAAAUUUUUGACCAGCACUGAUUUGCUUUUUGAGCCUUGGAUUUUGGAUUUUGGAUGACAUAGGAUUAGGGCGGGGCAUUAAAGCACUUAUAUGCCACAUGGUUAACAUUGUUCACAUCUACUUUUUGUGAUUUUUCUUCACACAAGUUAAAUUUUUCUUAUCGAGGCCCAAUUUGCAACACUGGAGCAGUUAAGAGUUGGUGAUUUUAUUUAUUGUGUUAUAGCACUCCCCUCUCAAAACCCAAAGAUGCUUGCUUUUUCAAAACAAAAUGAACGGUCUGAGUUUCAAAACACGUGCUGUGAGAUGGGAGGAAAUUUUAACAAUUGGCAGCACCUCUUAAACCUUCAACAAAAUCAGGCAGUGAAACUUUUAGCUUUAUUUUGGGUAAAGCUAAAACACUUACACUUGUAUGUCGAGAAAUGCCCAUGGAAUACUUUCUUAAUGAAUAGUUAGGAAUAGACAUUUUCGGAAAUAUGCUCAUAAGCUUAUUUUUCUCUGAGGUUCAGAUUGAUACGACUCUCACUCUGUCUUUAAACUAAAUAUGAAGCUCCUGCCAGUAGCCACUUAGCUUAGCUCAGCACUAAGACUGUAAACAGAGGGAAACAACUGGCCUGCAUUUGUUUCAAGGAAACACCUCUAAAGCUCACUUAAUGCCCCUUAAAACAUAUUUAUAUCCUCGAAGGCCUUAUUUGAGUAAAGUGAAUUUAGUACUUUUUAAUUAUUUUCAAGACACACAGAUCCCUUGUCAAUUAGCCCCUUCUUUGCUAGUAAAUAAAACAGCUAGCUACCAAAUAUUAGCCAGCUAGCUAGCUGUUUCACAUUUCUCCCAUGCCCAGUCUUUAUGGUAUGAAUCUUCUCAUCAAAAUCUCAGCAAAAAAGCGAAUGAGCAUAAUUCCCAAACUGUGGGAUUGUUUUAAAUGUAAUUAUUCUUUGUGGGGUUCAUAUCUGUUUAGAUGCCUUUUCUUUGGCAGUUGUGCCUGUUGAACCAGUUCUUAUCAAGUGUUGAGUGUGUGUGCAAGUUGUUUCGAUUGCCAAUGAAUUUUUGAAUGUACCGUUGUUGCUCUGCUGCUCUUAAAUGUCGCCUGCUAUGAAUUUGCCAUGGUGUACAAAUGAUGUCUUUAUUUGAUCAUAUGUACAGUACACUGUAUAUGUAUAUUUUUGGCACACAGGUGGACCUCUUGACGAAGACCUGUAAUGUCUGUGACUGUGUUUUUGUACAUUUAUGUUCAUGUACCAGUUUUCAGAGCGUGUGCGUGUGCGUGAGUAUGUUUGAAGGUUCACAGGAUUGUAUUCUGUACGCAUGUGUAUGUAAUGACAAGCAUUCAUGAGGAUAUAAGUAAUUUAAAUGUGAAAAAAUAUAAACUUUAAUCCAACUUUUGUUCAACUUGUGACAGUGUGUCAUGUGUAACAUGCGUUCUGAUGUCCAACAUUUAUGUCCCAGUUUGUGUAAAUCUGACUGCAAAAUAAAUCUAUCUGUGGUAA